ACGUCACUGCCGUUUUCUUUGCGUUGUUGCCGGAAAGCAGGAGGCUCAGCGGCGUCGUGGAAGAAAGGUUGGGAAAUGGCGCUGCUGGUGAGGGACCCGCUGAGCUGUGGGGCACGGCUGGUGCCGUUGCCUGCGGAAGACCGGUCGGUUCGGGGUUUGCUUCGUGCGCGCUGCCAGGCUCAGGGCGUUCCUGAAGAUCACUUUUACAUAAAGUGCAAUGGCCGCUGUGUUAAUUCAGAAGAUGAGCUGCAAGAUGGUGGUGUUUACAGCCUGGAACCAAGACUGUGUGGUGGAAAGGGAGGUUUUGGAUCCAUGCUCCGGGCACUUGGUGCUCAAAUAGAGAAAACAACAAACAGAGAAGCUUGCAGAGAUCUCAGUGGGAGAAGACUUCGAGAUGUAAACCAUGAAAAAGCGAUGGCUGAGUGGGUGAAGCAGCAAGCAGAACGUGAAGCAGACAAGGAACAAAGACGUUUAGAAAGACUGAAACGCAAACUUACUGAGCCAAAGCACUUUUUCACUAAUCCAGACUAUCAGCAGCAAUGUCAUGAGAUGGCAGAGAGGCUGGAGGAUUCUGUCCUCAAAGGUAUGCAGGCUUCUUCCAGCACAAUGGUAUCACCAGAAAGUGGCGAGAGUCAAAAACGAUUAAAUGAGCCUGAAAAGGGAGCACCAUCAAAAAAGAAAAAAUGUUUGUGGUUGGGCAUGGAAGGAUUGGAGGAUUCAGAGGAUAGUUCACAAAGCAGUGAUGACAGUGAAGAUGAUCAGUCUCCUAGUACAUCAGGAAGUUGCUCAGCAUCCACUGGCAACCAUAUCCAAAUGGAUGAUGGAACAGAACAAUGUCCCAGCAGUUCUGAGGAUUCUGUAAGCUGUAAUUCAGUCUCUGACACAGCUGAACAAUUGCAGACACAAGAGGAAGAUGAUAAAAGUGGUCUGGCCGAAGAUCCACCUACUAAUGAAACUGCAGCUAAUGAAAACCAUGAAGCAGACCGGACCCCAAAUGAGGAAAAGGAAGCAAAGGCAUUAAGUGCUGAGAAAACCGUGAGCCAGUUGCAGGACACUGAGACACCAACAAUAGAUCUGCUGGCAUUCAGUUCUGUUGCUGAAUUGGAAGUCCUGGGACUAGAGAAAAUGAAGUUUGAAUUGAUGGCUUUGGGACUAAAAUGCGGAGGCACUUUACAGGAGAGAGCAGCCCGGCUGUUCUCUGUGAGAGGUCUGUCUAGAGAUCAGAUUGAUCCUGCCUUGUUUGCUAAGCCCUCAAAAGGGAAAAAGAAGUAAAAGCCAGCAGUGGAAUUCCUUCUUACAUCGUUCAGAUUUGCUUAGAAGAAAAAGAAGCAAAUUUCUUCAAGAUUUUUUCAUAUUGUGCUGUUUUGUGUCAUGGUGUUUUCUCACAGAAGUGAGGAUGCAUUUAUAUGUUCUUUAAAUACAAUUCUUAUAGAAACUAUUUAUGAUUGUAUGCCAGUGUUUCAAGUGAAAAUUGGAAUUGAUUGUCAGCAGAUUUUACCUUACUUUUUGAUUUUUGUAGAAAUUCCCCUGUAAUAUACUGAGCGGCAAGUGGUUUGCUUGUUCAUUCAUUCCUUCAAGGAGGCAUAUUUGAAUUCUCAUAAAGUUGGGGAAUAAUAUGGGUAGGGAUCAAAUUACAUGUUAUGACCUAAGAUUCUAAAUUAUAUAUUAAGAAAAAUUAAAGUAACAUGGCUUCCUAAAACCCAAUUAAGGUGCAAGAUUGAUAUUAACUGAAUAGUUUUUGCAAGAAUACAGACAGAUAAGGACUGCUACUCAUCACCUUGGGGAAGGGUGAUCUUCAGGCAGGUUCUGUGGACACCUUGUGAGUAGACCUUGCUGGAUUCCCUUAACAAGCAACGAUUGAACCUUUAAAGUUUUGAUAAAUUGUGUAUGAACUAAAAGUGUCUACUAUUUCUAUUUUUUAAAAUAAAAACUAUGUUGCAUAGAUAGACAAACAA
Messenger RNA from Anolis sagrei ordinatus, 1955 nucleotides. It is a transcript of the gene SDE2, whose product is annotated as SDE2 telomere maintenance homolog. Gene Ontology annotation, cellular component: nucleus. Lineage: Eukaryota; Metazoa; Chordata; Lepidosauria; Squamata; Anolidae. The record is from RefSeq and is a predicted model, not a curated record.